Molecule: messenger RNA, 1251 nt
Organism: Staurois parvus
Lineage: Eukaryota; Metazoa; Chordata; Amphibia; Anura; Ranidae
Source: the annotation of a GenBank genome assembly
GGAGUAGCCUGGAGUACAGUGUGGAACACUUGUUCUUGCCUGGAUGAGCCCUGUAUUACAUCUAACUGUGGAUUUGUAAAAAUGAUGGAAGUUCAGUCCAGGUUACACCCUGAUAUUCCAGAGAAUGGGGAGCUGCCUCCUAUGGAAGUCAAUAGCAAUUGUGUCCCUCAGGAGAGCGGUGGAGAGGAUGAAAAACCAGUCUCAAAUCUGCAGAGGAGACGCAGUGAUGUCAAAGUAUACAAAGAAAUUUGUGACUUCUAUGCUCGAUUCAACAUGGCAAACGCUCUGGCAAAUGCGAUGUGUGAGCGCUGCCGUUCUGGCUUUGCUCCAGCAGAGAAGAUUGUGAACAGCAAUGGAGAGCUGUACCAUGAACAGUGCUUUGUGUGUGCGCAGUGCUUUCAGCAGUUUCCAGAGGGACUUUUUUAUGAGUUUGAGGGGAGAAAGUACUGUGAACAUGAUUUCCAAAUGCUCUUCGCCCCCUGCUGCCAUCAGUGCGGUGAAUUCAUCAUUGGCCGUGUUAUCAAAGCAAUGAAUAACAGCUGGCAUCCUGAAUGCUUCCGUUGUGACAUCUGUCAGCAAGUCUUGGCAGACAUUGGAUUUGUGAAAAAUGCAGGCAGACACCUGUGUCGUCCAUGUCACAAUCGAGAGAAGGCCAGGGGACUGGGGAAGUACAUUUGCCAAAAGUGUCAUGCAAUUAUUGAUGAGCAGCCUUUAAUAUUCAAGAACGAUCCGUAUCACCCAGACCACUUUAACUGUGCCAACUGUGGUAAGGAGCUCACAUCUGAUGCCCGUGAGCUGAAAGGAGAGCUCUACUGCCUACCCUGCCAUGACAAAAUGGGUGUGCCAAUCUGUGGAGCAUGCAGGAGACCAAUUGAAGGGCGAGUGGUUAAUGCCAUGGGAAAGCAAUGGCAUGUGGAGCAUUUUGUUUGUGCAAAGUGUGAAAAGCCUUUCCUUGGCCAUCGUCAUUAUGAGAGAAAGGGGCUGGCUUACUGCGAGACUCACUAUAACCAGCUUUUUGGAGAUGUCUGUUUCCAUUGCAACCGCGUAAUUGAAGGAGAUGUUGUGUCUGCUCUGAACAAGGCGUGGUGUGUGAACUGUUUUGCAUGUUCUACCUGCAACACCAAGUUAACACUCAAGAACAAGUUUGUGGAGUUUGACAUGAAGCCUGUCUGCAAGAAAUGCUAUGAAAAGUUUCCUCUGGAGUUAAAGAAAAGGCUUAAGAAGCUCUCGGAAACCUUGGCAAGAAAAUAA